GCAGAGACUCCACACCAGAAAAAAGACUAGCAAAUACAUAGUUCAUGCAACCAAAAAAAAAUACUAAAUGGAAUCCAAUGAUGGUGAGGAUCAUUCUCAAAAAUUGCUUUUAGCUCAAACCCACAUAUGGAAUCACUUUUUUAGCUUCAUAAAUUCUAUGUCCCUUAAGUGUGCAAUUGAACUGAACAUACUUGAUGUUGUUCACAAUUAUGGCCAACCCAUGCCACUCUCAGAACUCAUUGCUUCAUUACCAAUCCAACCGUCAAAAGCCGCCUUCGUCCCCCGCUUGAUGCGAAUCUUGACACAAUCCGGCUUCUUCUCGAAUCAAAAUGAUGAUGAUCAACAAGAAGAGAGGUAUGUUCUAACUAAUUCAUCUAGACUGUUGCUUAAGGAUCACCCCUUUUGCAUGACACCAUUCUUGGAUGUACUUCUUGAUCCAAAUUUGGUAAAACCAUGGUACCAACUCUCUAAUUGGUUCAAGAAAUGUGACAGUAACAAGUCACCAUUAGAAAUGGAACAUGGGAGGGCAUUUUGGGAAUUUGCUAGUCAUGACCAAAAGCUUAGUAAUAGUUUCCAUGAGGCCAUGACAAGCGACUCUAGAUUGAUUGCUAGUGUGGUGAUUGAGAAGUGUAAGGAUACUUUUGAAGGGUUGGAAUCUUUGGUUGAUGUUGGUGGGGGCAAUGGAACUAUGGCUAAGGCCAUAGCUAAAUCAUUCCCAAAUGUGGAGUGCAUUGUGUUUGAUCUUCCACAUGUUGUUGCUGGCUUUCAAGGAAGUAGUGACAAGAAUAUGAAAUAUGUUGGAGGGGACAUGUUUGAGGCAAUUCCUUCUGCAGAUUCUGUUUUGUUGAAGUGCAUAUUACACAACUGGAGUGAUGAGGAUUGUGUAAAACUCCUGAAGAAAUGCAAGGAGGCAAUAAUGAAGAAGGGCAAAAAAGGAAAAGUGAUAAUAAUAGACAUGGUGGUAGGGAAUGAGAAUGGAGAUAAUGGAUCACUGGAGACACAACUUUAUUAUGAUAUGGCGAUGAUGGCCUUUGUCACCGGAAAGGAGAGAACUGAGAAAGAAUGGGCCAAGCUAUUUUUCUCUUCUGGUUUCAGUAAUUACAAGAUAAUUCCAAUUUUGAUGAGUUCAAGGUCUUUGAUCGAGGUUUAUCCAUAGUGAAUAUAUAUAUAUAUAUAUAGUGAAAAUUUAACAUCA
Molecule: messenger RNA, 1195 nt
Organism: Arachis stenosperma
Lineage: Eukaryota; Viridiplantae; Streptophyta; Magnoliopsida; Fabales; Fabaceae
Product: probable O-methyltransferase 3
Exons: 2
Coding region: 68-1156 (362 amino acids)
Biological process (GO): methylation
Molecular function (GO): O-methyltransferase activity; protein dimerization activity; S-adenosylmethionine-dependent methyltransferase activity
Source: RefSeq, a predicted model, not a curated record